Molecule: messenger RNA, 2119 nt
Organism: Aspergillus costaricaensis CBS 115574
Lineage: Eukaryota; Fungi; Ascomycota; Eurotiomycetes; Eurotiales; Aspergillaceae
Product: EXO70 family protein
Exons: 3
Coding region: 191-2086 (631 amino acids)
Biological process (GO): exocytosis
Cellular component (GO): exocyst
Molecular function (GO): phosphatidylinositol-4,5-bisphosphate binding
Source: RefSeq, a predicted model, not a curated record
CAGGUGCCUCAUCGGCCAGCUGUUCUUUUUGCUGUCCUUCCCCUCUUUCUUCUCUUCUCUUGCCUGACCGCCAGGGUCAAAGACAUGACAUCAUCUCCUUCCGUCGCGAGUGUCUGAUUCCGGUUACGAAUCCCUGAUUGCCUGACACACUAGUGGGACCUGCGCCGAUCGAGGUCGAAUCCUCACAGCCAUGGUUGCUCCCAGGAACGCCGCCUACGCGGAGGAGAGCGCGGAGGUCGAGGUGCUAUACGCCAACCUCGAGAAGCUCAAACUCCUGACGAAGAAGAUUCAAGGCUCUCUGAAUCGCUUGGAAACCGGGGGCAAUGUGGUGAAGCAUGCGAUCGGGCCCAUCUACAGCAAUACCCAAUCGCUACAGAUCACCAACAGCAACAUAGAUAAGGUCAAUGAAGCCAUUGAACGCCUCCGCCAGCCUCUGGAUGCCAAGGGCAAGGAAGAAGGAAUUAUACGAUCAAGCCCCCAGACCGUCGGUUUGUCGCAAUACCUCUCUGCUGUGAAGCGCGUGGAAAAGGCCUUGGUCGACCUCAACUCAACCAAUCUACGAUCAAACCAGAAAGCUAUUUCCGAAUUUACUUCUUUGCUGGUGCUUGGAAACUCCCAGCUCCAGGACAUGCUCCGCGGCACACUGAGCGACUACGUUAAUCCGAUCGAACCAUUACACUACUUAACUAAAGAACUCUCAUUCCCCUCGCUACCUGAUGAGACUGUCGCGGAGUUGGGCCCGGUAUGUUCGGCUAUCGGCUCUGCAGCAAGCUAUGGGCCACAACGGGGUGAUGGCGGAAACCCCGCUCUCAAAAUUUACGCCGAUAUUCGCGGACCAUAUAUCACAUCGAGCUUGCAGAACCUGGCCAUAGCAUCCCUCAAUACUGUCAAACGACGGGCUGCCGACGGCCCUUACAGGCAAGGCACCAACGGUAUCGGAAUCUAUUCCAAUGCCUUAGAAAGCUUUAUAUAUGCAGAACAUGAUAUUCUCGUGCGGGUCUUUACAGGUGAUCAACGGGGACUGGCUUUGCAGGCAACUUGCCGCUCCGCUUUGGGCGAAUAUGCGCAGACCUUGCGAGAGCUCAACCAGUAUAUCAGGGCAAACCUCAUGACGGAUUGCUUUUUGGCGUUCGAGAUCAUCGAGAUUGUUACUGCCAUGUCCUACCGUGUGGAGUCGAAAACAGGGGAGCUGAAAAGCCUUUUCAUCGAGGCUCUCAGGCCGGUUCGGGAGACGGCAAAAUCGUCGCUUUCGGAGUUAUUGGAGGAGACAAAACGCAAGGCCGCAGGGAUCACCAUGCUCCCGCCAGAUGGCGGGUCUGUUCCCCUUGUCAAUGAAGUCAUGAGCUCCCUUACUACCCUGACGGGCUAUUCGGGGCCGCUCGCAUCGAUCUUGACAUCUCUGGGAGAUGGAAACUGGCGGUCCACGACCAAUGCAGCGCCCACGGCGCCCUUGGAUGUCAGCCCGGACAGCAUGACCCUUUUAUCGCACUUCAUACUCGAUAUGAUCGAAGCUCUUAUGAUCGCCCUGGAAGCUCGAGGCCGAGCACUUCACCGCUCGAAGGCAGUCCAGGGCGUUUUCUUGUCCAACGUAUUCUGUACAGUGGAUCGCUCCAUCCGUCAGAGUUCUGAGUUGGCCCGAUACCUUGGCUCUGCCGACAGCAUUGCACGAAUCGACACAUUCCGCAAACGGGCCACUUCGACGUAUCUCGAUGCAUGGAAAGAAACUUCCCACUAUCUUCUGGAUGUGCAGUAUACCUCUCGGGGCUCUGGUGGGUCAGCACGACCGGCAUCUGGAGGUGUUGUCGACUCCGCCGCCAUUGUCAAAUCACUUUCAUCUAAGGACAAGGACGCUAUCAAGGACAAGUUCAAAGCGUUCAAUGCUAGUUUUGAUGAACUGGUGGGCCGCCACAAGGCACUGUAUAUGGAGCGGGAGGUGCGCGGGGUGCUGGCUCGAGAGGUCCAGGCUGUUCUUGAGCCACUCUAUGCCCGAUUCUGGGACCGCUAUCAUGAGAUCGACAAGGGACGAGGCAAAUAUGUCAAAUACGACAAAGGCAGUUUGUCGGCUCAAUUGGCGGCGCUUGGAUGAGGAUGGAAAUUUUAGAUAUAUACCUACCUUACC